CGCGCUGUCUCUCCUGACAUACGUACGGGCGUGGACGCGCAGCGCUCCGUGUGCCGGAGUUAUUUCUGCUCUGUACGGCUACAAUACACCGCAACAAGCUCAUAUACCUGGUUGUGUGGGUGCUGCUGAGCCUCUCUGAUUGUGAUCCACACUGUCCCAAAUGAGGGACUGAUGCUGGCCAGGACGUGCCUGAACCCCUCGGGUUGCUGCUUUUGUCCGUCCCAGUUUAGUUCUGCAUCUGCUCCCACGGGUGCGUCCUAGGAGAAACGGAAUAAAAUGGAUGAUAUCUUCACACAGUGCCGUGAAGGCAAUGCAGUGGCAGUUCGCUUAUGGCUGGACAACACCGAGAAUGACCUCAAUCAAGGAGAUGACCAUGGCUUCAGCCCUCUCCACUGGGCAUGCAGAGAGGGCCGCUCCAGCGUGGUGGACAUGCUCAUUAUGAGAGGAGCGCGAAUUAACGUCAUGAACCGGGGAGAUGACACACCCCUGCACCUGGCCGCCAGCCAUGGACAUCGCGACAUUGUGGGAAAGCUGAUCCAAUGCAAAGCAGACACCAAUGCUGUCAAUGAACAUGGGAACACACCACUGCAUUAUGCUUGCUUCUGGGGGCAAGACGAAGUAUCUGAGGAUCUUGUGACUAAUGGAGCUCUGGUGAGCAUCUGUAACAAAUAUGGGGAAACUCCUAUGGACAAAGCCAAACCUCACCUGCGUGAACUUCUCAGAGAAAAGGCUGAGAAAAUGGGACAGACCUUGGCUAAAAUUCCCUUCAAGGACAGCUUUUGGAAAGGCACCACCAGAACCCGUCCCCGCAAUGGAACUUUGAACAAACUCGCAGGCAUCGACUACAAACAGCUUUCUCUCAUCCUUAAAGUAAACGAGAACCAGUCUGGAGAGCUGUGGCAGGGGCGCUGGCAGGGAAAUGAAAUUGCUAUUAAAGUGCUAAAAAUUCGCGACUGGACCACUAGGAAAGGCAGAGACUUCAAUGAGGAGUAUCCCAAACUCAGGAUAUUUUCCCACCCGAAUGUCCUACCCAUGUUGGGAGCAUGUCAAUCUCCUCCUGCCCCUCACCCCAUCAUCAUCACACACUGGAUGCCUUAUGGCUCCCUCUACAACGUGCUGCAUGAAGGCACCAAUUUUGUGGUGGACCAGACACAGGCGGUCAAGUUUGCCCUGGACAUUGCUAAUGGAAUGGCCUUCUUACACACACUUGAACCCAUGAUCCCUCGCCAUUAUCUCAACAGCAAGAGUGUAAUGAUAGAUGAGGACAUGACAGCGAGGAUCAGCAUGGCAGACGUCAAGUUUUCCUUCCAGUGUCCUGGCAGGAUGUACUCACCAGCAUGGGUAGCCCCUGAGGCCCUGCAGAAGAGGCCAGAAGAGAUCAACCGCCGGUCAGCAGACAUGUGGAGCUUUGCUAUCCUGCUGUGGGAGCUGGUGACCAGAGAAGUGCCGUUUGCUGACCUCUCCAACAUGGAGAUAGGCAUGAAGGUUUCCUUGGAGGGUUUGAGGCCCACUAUUCCCCCUGGCAUUUCUCCCCACAUUUGCAAGCUCAUGAAGAUAUGCAUGAACGAAGACCCAGCAAAGAGGCCUAAAUUUGACAUGAUUGUGCCAAUUCUGGAAAAAAUGCAGGACAAGUGAAAAACCUCUUCUGACCUUCUUUACCGAAGCAAUGAACAGCAGGAUAUCAUAACCCAGAUUUGACUCUGAGAUGGUGGUGUGGUGCUUACCAGUAUUGCCUUAAGCUCUCACUCUUUACCGCUGCAUUCAACGCCACUGUACCUUCUGCUUGUGAGAUGAAUACAGCAGAAGUCACUCCUUUUUAUAUAUUUUUUUUUCUUCUUUUAAUGUGAUAUCAAAAUUUUAUUACAGUUUUGGUUACUGAUCUGCAGAAGCAUAGUAUUUACGGUUCACUGUAUAAACUGCAAUCAUAUUGGGCUGAGUACAAUCUCCAAGUGACUGAAUAAUCCGUAGCGGUCAGCAUGACAUUCUGCUGAAUUACUUCAGUGGAUUUAGGGCCUUGUUUGAUUUGGAGUUGUCUCACUACUAGAAAGCCUCCCUCUAAGGUGACUGCUCCUUUUGCAAUGAUGGCCCAAACAAAACAUAUUAACCCGAAGCUUGUGGGAAUAUGUGUGUGUUUGUUGUAUCAGCAGUAUCGAAUGUAUGAAGCUGAACAUUUAAGUGUAUAAGAUAAAACUUUAUAUGAAUGAGCAGUCCCCUUGAGUGCGUGUACAAGAAGCAGUGUUGCACCUUUUAGCUGGGCUGUAUAGUGGUAAUGAUGAGCUUGGCCUUUUCAAGCACUGCCUGUAUCCUGAACAACCUCCCAAUGAUUUAAAACUGGCCAUAAAAGCUUCUCUGUGCCACUGCCUUUGGGAAGAAUUAACCCAGAAUGCAAGAUUGGUGAUUUACUCUUGAUAAUUGUGUUAGUGUACUCAGCAUUACUUAAAUGUGUUUGUUUAAUCCUUCAGUAAUUCAUGUGUUUUGUUUUUCCCUGUUCCAUUAUUUGAAUCCUGUUUGCUCUGCUGUUGAACAAAAGCUUUAGUCAGCUUGUGUCAGGGUGUCUGAAACUGUUUGGGCUCAAUGUAGAUAUUAUUCCUUGGUGAACCAACAUAAAAACUGCAGCCUAUGUUGUAAUUUAUUAAAAUAUAAUACAGAUACAGGCAAAAUUAGGUGUUGUCAGAGAAGCUGAUCGCAGUUUUGUGGUUGAAGCAGCUGCCUGCAGAAGAUGACGGGACAUCAAGGGACUUAAUGCUGCAACGUGUUUUUUGUUCUCUCAUUUGUUAUUUGAUCCACUGGAUUACUUCAUGCUUUAUAUCACUUAUGUUUUAUUUUUGUUUCAGUUGCAUCUUUUCUGUGCCUCCACCAGCUUGCCUGUUUGUGCUGAAGCCAAAAUCAAGAAUGACAUAUGCAAAUGUAUGUAUUU
This is a messenger RNA of Archocentrus centrarchus (flier cichlid), 2917 nucleotides long. Its product is annotated as integrin-linked protein kinase. Gene Ontology annotation, molecular function: ATP binding; protein binding; protein serine/threonine kinase activity. Lineage: Eukaryota; Metazoa; Chordata; Actinopteri; Cichliformes; Cichlidae. The record is from RefSeq and is a predicted model, not a curated record. The transcript has 13 exons. Gene Ontology annotation, biological process: cell-matrix adhesion; protein phosphorylation; integrin-mediated signaling pathway. The coding region runs from base 277 to 1635 and encodes 452 amino acids. Gene Ontology annotation, cellular component: focal adhesion; stress fiber.